AUGGUAUUACAUGGGGACACCUACGCAGUUUUGCGAAAUAUUGACAUGAUCACCGAAGGCGUAACAGAAGAAAGUCUAGCGCGUUCCGACAAACUUUUAAGUACACGCGAUAAUAUUCGUGGAUAUUUGGAGAAGGCCCAUUAUCGCAAUGAACAUCGUUAUAACCUGAGAACUCUAGAAAUAAAAUACAAUGUUGGUCAAGAGGUUUUACGCAAAAACUUUGCUCAUAGUAACAUGGCAAAACAUUUUAAUGCAAAGCUGGCAAAAACUUUCCUUAAAGCCAGAGUGCGAGAGAUAUUAAGUUCUUCUUAUUACUCAUUAGAAGAUUUGGAAGGUAAAAGUAUAGGCACAUAUGAUGCAAAAGACAUGCAACCCUGUUAA
Ceratitis capitata (Mediterranean fruit fly) is the source of this 381-nucleotide messenger RNA. RefSeq lists its product as uncharacterized. The transcript has a single exon. The record is from RefSeq and is a predicted model, not a curated record. Bases 1 to 381 code for a protein of 126 amino acids. Lineage: Eukaryota; Metazoa; Arthropoda; Insecta; Diptera; Tephritidae.